AUGGUCAACGUCUUUAACGUUCAGAUAUUCUUCGUGGUCUUUAGAGAAUCCUUAGAAGCUGUAGUAGUGGUGUCGGUGCUUUUGGCUUUCAUUAAGCAGGGCCUUGGUGGCUCGUCCAUGGACCCAUCUGUCAACAAAAAAUUGAUCAGACAGGUCUGGGUCGGUGCUCUUCUAGGCGUUGCUCUUUGUAUUGUCAUUGGUGGUUCGUUCAUUGCAGUCUUUUACUCGUUGGGAAAAGACAUUUGGGCCAAGUCUGAGGACUUGUGGGAAGGUAUAUUCUGUAUGAUAGCAGCAUUGUUAAUUUCACUCAUGGGUAUCGCCAUGUUGAGAAUUAACAAGAUGAAGGAGAAGUGGAGAGUGAAGUUGGCACAAGCCUUGCUCAAGACACGCGAACCCGGUCAAAGUCGCUUCAAACUUGGCCAUCUUUCUACAAAGUAUUGUAUGUUUAUCUUGCCUUUCAUCACCACUUUGAGGGAAGGUUUAGAAGCAGUGGUUUUCGUUGGUGGUGUUGGCUUGGACAAGCCAGCUUCAUCUUUCCCUCUUCCGGUGGUUUGUGGUUUGAUUGCGGGAAUCCUAGUCGGCUGGGCCAUGUAUUACUUCGGAACGACUUCAUCCUUGCAGGUAUUUUUGAUCAUUUCCACUGGUAUUUUGUACUUGAUUUCCGCAGGUUUGUUCUCUAGAAGUAUCUGGUUUUUCGAGAUGUAUGUCUAUGCCAAAAGGACCGGAGGAGAUGCUUCAGAAAAUGGUUCUGGACCAGGAACAUACGAUAUUUCAAAGUCGGUUUGGCACGUCAACUGUUGCAACCCACAGAGAGAUAACGGAUGGGACAUUUUCAAUGCUUUGUUGGGCUGGCAGAACUCUGCAACCUAUGGCUCUGUCAUCUCUUACAACGUAUACUGGUUGGCACUUAUCGUAACCUUGAUGCUCAUGAUGUACGAGGAGAAGCAUGGACAUUUGCCAUUCUGUAAGACUCUCAGAUUGAGAGAAUUGAACCCAAUGUAUCAUCUCAAGGGAAAGAAGAAGCUUGAGUUGACCAACGCGGAAAAGCAAGAAUUGUUCAACAAGGUCUCGGAAUACCGUAUCACAGCUUCCGAGGAGGAGCAGGAGGAUCAAGAGAAGUCGAAAGAUAAUCACUCCAGCCCCGAAGUUGCCAUUAGGCGUUGA
Messenger RNA from Sungouiella intermedia, 1164 nucleotides. NCBI's taxonomy places the organism in Eukaryota, Fungi, Ascomycota, Pichiomycetes, Serinales, Metschnikowiaceae. The record is from the annotation of a GenBank genome assembly.